GAAUUAUACAGUUAACGAUAUACAGAGAUAGACCACUAGUGAAAUGACAAGCUUCAACGAAAGCUUGGAGGUGUCAUUAGCAAAGUUGUAUGAGAAGUCGCCCACAUUCAAUGUGUCCAUUGAACUAAUACAAAAAUUGGCCAGGCAUUUGAAAUUUGAAACUUUUGUUGAUACUGAUGUUAGUUUUAGUAAUUCUUUGACAAAGCUUAAAGGUUCUACAGAUAAGCAUGCGAGGUUAUCGAUAGCUGGGACCAGACUGUUGAUAGAUAUUGAUUUCACUGACGAUAAAAAUAUAAUUAGAGUGGGGAUUUCAUUAGCCAGCCGUAAAUCCAGUGAAGAAAAUGAUCAUGAAAUGCCACUGGCUGAACUCGAUCUGUACAUUAGUAGAUCAGAAAAUAAUGGAACCAAGGUUAUAACUCUUGAUUUGACAAAGGAGCAUGCUUACUCAAUUACAUUAGGUGAUUUCAAUGAAAACGGAAUCGAAAAACUACUUUUCAAUAACUUAAAUCAGUUAAAAUUGAAUACCUUCCCUGAAAAUCUAAAGUUUAUAUCUAAUCUUGAUAGGUUGUCUUCCUCAUCGUUGGAUUUAUUCCAUUAUUUUAACUCUCUUGUAUUAUUAUUCCACGUUAUUCACAAAAUCGAGUUAGAGAAACAACCGGGUAAUUGGCAAGUUGAAAAAGGUUACGCUAGUAAAAUAGGGAAACCAUCGUCGAACAACGUUAAAACCAAUGAACUUGGAUUAUUUAUAACAUACUGGAAGGAUCUAAGGUAUCUAGACCAUGAAGCUAGUCUAAGUGACGACGAGUAUACCUUUGAAUUAUAUAUUGAUGAAACAACUCGUGAACCAAUCGAUUAUUUAGAAGAACAGAAAUAUAAUGACUGGAUCUUAGACGAUGAUCAAAACCAACCAAUCAAAUAUAAAUUUGGAUUUCAAGAUGGAACUCAAUUACUACCACCAAACUCGAGCGAUUCUUCGGAGUCAUCAACAGAAACUAAAAGAUGGUCUAUAUAUUUAAAAUUGAACAAACCAGUAUAUGUCCCAGCAUCAAGUAUUGAGCUUUUAGGAUUGGUUAAUUAUCUGACUGUAUCGCCAGAGAAAGAUGAAGUAUACAACUUAUUGCAACAGGAUGAAGCAAUGAUCAGUUUUGAUCUUGAUAAACCAACCAAACUUACAUUUAAACAACAAUUAGCCCAUAAAAUGAUUGCAUUAAAAUCGCUAGAAUUGAAUCAUUUAAGUGAUAUCACAAAUUUGGUUGCAAUACUAAGAAAUCAAAUAAUACUCACAAAUAUCAUAAGAUCAUCACUCAAGCAUCAUUCGGUCACCCAAGGUUUCGAAAUUAAAACUGAACACGGAAUCAGUACGAGAAGUACUGAAUUAUCAGCAGAAGCUAAGAAAAAAUUGAAAGAAUCUCUUAAGCUUCCAGAUGAUGUUACCGAAGAAGCAUUAUUGGGACUUGGAGCAGUUUCAGAAAAUGCCAAUUAUACCAAUAAUAAAAUUAUCAAUCCGAAAGAAAUUGACGUGGAAACUUUUAUGACAGAACUGAACGAUAACGAGGAUUCAAGUGGUAAAGAAGAUCCAGGAAUUGAAUUAGUCUGGGAAGAUAUCGAAUACCAAAGUGAAAACAAGGAUUUAACUUUUAAAUUGAAAGGUAUCAAUGGAACCUUGAGAUUUAGAAUAUCUAAUGGGGAAAUAAGGUUGAUUCCACAAGAUGAUGAUAUCGAAAUGAAGGGAAGCGAAGAGUCCAAUGACGAAUUUCAUAAGAAAGUGAUCAAGGGACUUAAUGUUUCAGAAGAUUUAGUAGAAAGUUUACAUUUUGCAUAUACUUGAGUCCAC
Messenger RNA from Hyphopichia burtonii NRRL Y-1933, 1834 nucleotides. RefSeq names its product Med1p (gene MED1). NCBI's taxonomy places the organism in Eukaryota, Fungi, Ascomycota, Pichiomycetes, Serinales, Debaryomycetaceae. Bases 44 to 1828 code for a protein of 594 amino acids. Gene Ontology annotation, biological process: regulation of transcription by RNA polymerase II. The record is from RefSeq and is a predicted model, not a curated record. Gene Ontology annotation, molecular function: transcription coregulator activity. Gene Ontology annotation, cellular component: mediator complex. The transcript has a single exon.